Dicentrarchus labrax (European seabass) is the source of this 4193-nucleotide messenger RNA. RefSeq names its product transforming growth factor, beta 5 (gene tgfb5). The coding region runs from base 2627 to 3889 and encodes 420 amino acids. The record is from RefSeq and is a predicted model, not a curated record. Lineage: Eukaryota; Metazoa; Chordata; Actinopteri; Moronidae. Gene Ontology annotation, molecular function: type II transforming growth factor beta receptor binding; type III transforming growth factor beta receptor binding; growth factor activity. The transcript is spliced from 7 exons. Gene Ontology annotation, cellular component: extracellular region. Gene Ontology annotation, biological process: transforming growth factor beta receptor signaling pathway; regulation of cell population proliferation; BMP signaling pathway.
UGAGGGCCAGAUGACGUGGCAGUGGCUUGUCUAUAUUUGGCUUUGAGGAAAAGAAGCAGAAAAAAAGCAGGCAGGCUAGAAGUUGUUUUUGAGGAAGUCUUUUUUUUUUUUUUUCCUUUCAUGCCACACAUUACAACACAUAUACAUACACACACACACACAAGAGAGAGACCCCACCUGGGCAGGUGGCUGUGAGCAGAGAUACCCCACGUUGUGUCUGAUCGUUGUAGGGUUGCUGAAAGAAGAAGUUGAGGUCCAAACAGACAAAUAAGUUUCUUUCCAUUCGUUUCUGGUGCAGCAGCAGUCAAGUUGGAACAGGAGCCUGUCUGUUCGCAGGCGGUGUUAUCAUUUUUAGAAACCUUGCCAGGACAGACGAUGAAGAGGGGGGUUUGCCCUGACCAGAAGCCUCGAGGCAGCCUCAGUCUCUCCUACCUUUCCCUUCUACUUACAGCAAUUACAGGCCUGUACCCGCAACUAUAAUAACGGUAUAAUGGGAUGGCAGCAGAGCAGCAAUAAAAGCCACCCCUGACAGAUUAACAGUCCUCUCCAAGUUCUGAGCUGUAAUUAACAAUGAGACCGAAGAGGAACAGAGAGGAAAGAAAGGGCCUAGAUUGAAAGCUAGAAAAGAUAAAGAUAAAAAGGGAUGGGCUUUGGAGUGAUUUAAUUAAAUUAGGAUAAGCCUUAAGCUAUGGGCACAAAGGAGCUAAAGCUGAAAAUGACUCUAACUAAGGCUGCAUUUAGAAAUCAACCUAUUUCUCAAUCAUCCAUUUUAUAAUUUUAAUAUUUAAAGAUUAAGUUUGACAUUUUGGGAAAUGAUGCUUUUUGGUUUUCUUGCGCAGAUGCUUACAACUCUCAUCUAUUAGCUUAGCAAAGAGACUGGAAACGAGGAGAAACAGCUAGCCUGGCUAAGAAAGAGGUAACAAUAUCCACCUACCAUCACCUCUAACGCUCAUUAAUUAUUAUACCGUAUUUGUUUUUAUUUGUACCAAAACCAAAGUGUAAAAAAAUGUUUUAUGGACAAAUAUGUGUCGGACUCUUCCUAACCUGGGACAAGUAACUUCUUCUCUCAACCGUUGUCCUGGCAACAGCUCAUAGCCAAUGUACUGUCUGUUUUGUUUUUUUGUUUGCAUUAAACAAACAACAUAUAACCUGUUGAUUAAUGAGCUUUAGAUUGAUAACUAUUCCUUUAAGGCUGAUGGUGCUCAGGGGGAUGUUUACCUGCAGGGAGAGGGUGGUGCAAGCAUUUUUGUGGAGGGAAGAAAUUGCAAAGUGUGUGUGUGUGUGUGUGUCUGGUGAGAGGAAGAUGGCUCUUGCCUACAUAAUCACACACUCCCUUCACUUUGGUGGCAGCCCGCACCACCACCAUCUCUCUCUCGCAUCCAGUCCCUCCCUCCCUCCCUCCCUCCAGCUCUUUCUGUCUGAGGCUCUGUGCUUCUUUCACAGAGGAUCUGCACAAUAAUGGAGUCACAUCGUGCAGCAGGUCUCAGUGUUUGCAGCAGAGCUUUCAGGCCAGCAGACAUCAGGCUGAGAGCUCAUUUAAACUGAGGAUCUGUAAUUUACUGUAACGCUUCCUCUCUUCUUUCUUUUUUUUUUAUAAAUUCACAGCACAAGGACUUCUUUCAUAUAUUUUCUGCGUCAUGUCUUUUUAUGUCGUCUGAGUUUUUCCGUGUUUUGAUGUUUAUGUGAGGGGGAUUAACGGGCCCACCAUGGUUUUUCCAACAUAAAUCAAUUUUUUUCCCCUAAGUUUCAGUGCAGACUGCUUUCUGUUUACCUAUAACAGGGAAUGGGAGGAUCUCAUUGGGUAUAUUUUUUUUAAAGCUGUAACUAGAUUUUGUGGAAGUGGUUAUGGGCCAGUUUUUCGCUCCACAGAUGGGUGUUUGGGAGGUGAAAGCACGGGAACCAUGCAGCUCCAGAUGAAGUGAACAGCUCAGGUUUUUGUUUGGAGGAUUUGCGACAUGGGCUGAGCUCCAGUGAUGACUCUUUUCUCCUAAAAAGCGAUUGAAUUGUACGAGGAUGGACGACGGAAAACGGAGACGGAUAAAACUUCAACUUAUCGGUUAGACUGUAAUUAAAUAUCUUCACACGCGGAAAGCGCGCACUCACCGGCACGGGACAACACCGGAGCCCCCGAGCGCACCAGACUGGGAUUAAAGUCUCACUAAAUUUCAGUUUUUUUUACAGUGGAGUUUGGUUGUAGUGAUACAUCAGUUCGGCGUGUAGAAGCAGUUUUCCUAGUACUGAUUUUUCUCCUAAAAGUUGCUGCUUUUAGAUUUAAUAAGUUAAAUUGAGACUCUAGAGAAUAAAGGAGAAUGUGUCUUUAUGUGUGUGGUGUUAAAAUAUGGAGGCGCAUGUAUGAACAAUGUUAUAAAAUCACCUUAGAAUAAACCUUAAGUCAGCAGAUGUGGAUUUUCUUUGCCACAGAAAGUGGUUUUGACCAAAAUAGCCUGCUAGAACUGGAUAUUGGAUCUUUUGGGCUUUUGUAUAUCACUCGAGAAGGUUUUGGAGACAUCGGUUUUACAUUUUAAACCACUUUACGCACAUAUUUCUUCACCCGAGGUUUAGAGACUCCGCUGUAGCUACGGUGACCUCAGGGAGUAUCUCAGUCCCUCCGUCUCCUCACCGGACAAUGUGGCUCCCCCGCCUCGCGCUGCUCCUGCUGCUGCUCCGGUUCUCCGGUGUGUUGCUGGUGGAGGGGAUCAACACGUGCCAGUCCAUCAACCUGGACAAGCAGAAGUCCCGCCGCAUCGAGGCGGUCCGCGGGCAGAUCCUCAGCAAGCUCCGCAUUCGCAGCCCGCCGGACGAGGACGAGGACCCGCCGGCUGGCUCGGUGCCCCCGGAGGUCAUACUGCUCUACAACAGCACGCGGGAGCUGCUGAAGGAGCGCGCGCGUCUGGCCGAGUCCGCGUGCGAGCGCGAGAGCAGCGAGGAGGACUAUUACGCCAAAGAGGUGCAGAGGAUCGACAUGCUGCCCCCCCGCACACACACAAAUGCGGUACAGCCGGCAGCCCCCAACCCCCACUACAGAGUCGUCCACUUUGAUGUCAGUGGAGUGGACCUGACCAACAGCACCCUGGUCAAGGCUGAGUUCAGGAUCUUCAGAGCUCCCAACCCGCAGGCCCGGGCCUCAGAGCAGAGAGUGGAGAUCUAUCAGCUGCUGAAACCAGAUGAGGAGAGCACCUCCACUCAGCGUUACAUUGACUCCCGCACCGUUCAACCCAAAGCGAAGGGAGCCUGGAUCUCCUUGGAAGUCACCGAAACCAUUAAGGAGUGGGUGUCAGAUCCAGAGAAUAAUCUUGGCCUGAAGCUGGGCGUCCACUGUCCCUGCUGCACCUUCGUCCCUUCCACCAACAACAUUGUUCCCAACAAGAGUGAGGAGCUGGAGGCUCUCUUUGCAGGUGUGGACGAUGAGAGGCUUCGUCAGAUGAGAAAGCCCGGGCAGGUUAAAGGCCAGGCAGAUUUCAGCACCAAGACGCCACACCUCAUCCUCACCGUGCUGCCCAGCGACCGAGUGGACAACCCAGCAAAGAAGAACCGCAAGAAGAGGGCGGCCGCCACAGACACCACAACCUGCUCCCGCGGCUCGGAGCAGGGCUGCUGCCUGCGCUCGCUCUACAUCGACUUCAGGCGUGACCUCAACUGGAAAUGGAUCCAUGAGCCCAAAGGUUACAAAGCCAACUUCUGUGCCGGCAACUGUCCGUACAUCUGGAGUGCCAACAACCACUAUAACAUGAUCCUGCCCCUGUACAACAAGCUGAACCCUGAGGCCUCCGCCUCGCCCUGCUGCGUUCCUCAGGACCUGGAGCCCCUCACCAUUAUGUACUUCAUAGGCCGCACACCACGUGUUGAGCAACUCUCCAACAUGGUGGUCAAGUCCUGCAAGUGCCGCUGAGUUCGGAGGAAGAAGAGGUGAAUGAUAACAGGACCAGAACUACAAACUGGCUUUGUUCGGGGGGAAAAUAAAGACGAGAGGACAGAAGGAUCCUUCGUUCAUUAAUCUUCGCUGUUUGAUCACCUUUAGCAGACUUUUGAGAUGUUUUAUUUUUACGCUUCCUGAUUCAAAUAUCAGGAUUUUUCUCCCAAUCUUUACAGGCAUGAAAACUUCAUUCUUCUUGAUUCUCUGGAACUUUCCAUUUCAUAUAGGACAGUGUAAAUAUGACAACGUAGCUGUAUUAAACCUGUACUUGGAUAUUAAA